UAGGUCCUUGUGAACAAGGAUUAGUUUAGUAAUAGUUAGACCCUGUCAUAGUUCACCCUAGAGGUGUAAGAUAGGCAGGGGUAUUGAGCAAGGGCAACUUAAGCCCCAACUUAAAGAAGCAGUGGGGAUAGUAUUUACCAGGCAACACCGGUCUAGUGCAAGGGCCCCAGUGGAAAGAGACCCAGGAUAUUCUCCCUACUCCUGGAUGACAUUCACUGGGGUGUCUCUAAAUCUAUCAAGGUUUAAUGUAUAAAUGAUGUUCUACUGGACUGGUGUGUUCUACUUCAUUUAAGCUUGGUUGGUGUUUGAAAAUGUUUGAACAUAACGUAUAUAAGAUUAUCCUGAUUUUCCUGGCUCUUGCUGUCUAUACACUAAUGGUGGCUUUCAAUGCCAUAGCUGGUGCAGGACUAAAAAGAAAUAUAUUUCUGCAAAGUGUGGGAAAUAUUUCCAAUAAAUACAACACCGAGUUUACCCCAGCUGGAUGGACAUUCACUUUAAUUUGGAAUGUCAUAUUUUUCUGGCAGUUCCUCUGGUUUGGAUAUGUUCUCUCUGGACUAUGUAGACGGAGUGAAUUGGGAUGGAUGUAUCUGAAACCAAAUGUGUUCCCAGUCCCCUUCUACCUUGUUUGGAUAUUGAACAAUGUCUUUAACAUAGGAUGGCUCUUCCUGUGGGACAGAGAAUACCUCAUUCCUGCUCUGGUGUUUCUGGGUGCCAUUCCCUUUACAAACUACAUAGUGCUCUUCAUUUCUUACCGAUCCCUCUAUCUUAAUGGAGACUGGUUACAGACACAGCACAAAGUGGACUUGUGGCUUAUUCGGAUAUUGGCCCAAAAUGGUAUUGCAUUUUACACAACAUGGACAACAAUAGCUUGCCUGUUAAACUUUUCCGUCUGCCUGACCUACAAUGGAGGAAUUACCAGUAGUACAUCAGUCACUGUAGCUCUGGCUAUCCUGGCUUUUGAAAUGGUUUUAUGGUUUUGCUUGGAAAACUUUUUGUUUGAUAAAUAUGUCAGAUACACAGUAACAGUAUAUCCUAUAGUCAUUCUUGCUUUAUCUGGAGCCUUGGACAAAAACUUCAUCACAUCUGACCCAGGCCAAAAUGGUAUUUUUACAGCUGUGUUGCUUGCCGUGGCUUGCGCUGCAUUUGCCCUGCGACUAGUGUUGGUUAUUUGGAAACACGUCAAAUACCCACUUUAUGAAUCCAUGUCUAACAAGAGCUCCAUCCCCCUGUCCUAAAAGAAAGAAAGAAGGGAACGACUACAGUUACAUUAACUGAAUCCCGUUACAGCACUUCUACUGAUGCAUAGCAGCCUGAUAUAAACACUGUUACAGGGACCAUUCUUGCCUCUCAACUGACCUCUAUAAACUGUUACAAUUUUCUUCUGUUAAAGCUAUUUGUAUGUAAGUAUAUUCACUUAGACUGUUACUACAAACUGACAUUGUUUUGUAUUGUUAAUACUAGUGUUAUAUAUUUUAUACCACUGUGCUAUCCCCCCAGAGGGAUAGGGAAAAGGAACAGGUAUGGGACCUGUUAUCCAGAAUGCCUGGGACCUGGGGUUUUUCAGAUAAGGGGUCUUUCCAUAAUUUGGAUCUCCAUACCUUAAGUCUACUAAAAAAUAACUUCAACAUUAAAUAAACCCAAUAGGGUUGACUUGCAUCCAUUAAGGAUUAAUUAUAUCUUAGUUGGGAUCAAGUACAAGGUACUGUUUUAUUAUUACAUUAAUAAACAAUUCUUAAAAAUCUGAA
Messenger RNA from Xenopus tropicalis (tropical clawed frog), 1745 nucleotides. RefSeq lists its product as uncharacterized. The record is from RefSeq and is a predicted model, not a curated record. The transcript has 8 exons. NCBI's taxonomy places the organism in Eukaryota, Metazoa, Chordata, Amphibia, Anura, Pipidae. Bases 312 to 1235 code for a protein of 307 amino acids.